Messenger RNA from Clonostachys rhizophaga, 3030 nucleotides. The record is from the annotation of a GenBank genome assembly. NCBI's taxonomy places the organism in Eukaryota, Fungi, Ascomycota, Sordariomycetes, Hypocreales, Bionectriaceae.
AUGGCGUCGCCUGGACAGGGUCCGCCCUCAGAGGCGGGUACACCGCGUCCUGAUGGGCAGUCUGAUGCCAGCACACCAGCUCCCAACCCAGCACACCUGGUGUCGAGUCCCCUAUUCUUCCAGUCCUCUCCAGCAGCAGAUGGCGCAGGCAUUGUUUCCUCGCCUUUGAGGCAGAUGAGCAACAGCCAGAGCACACUACGACAUGGCAUGCCUCCUAGCUCUCCCCUGAGGCAGAUGACGGAGUCUCAAGAUGACUCUCAGCGGACACCUAGAGCUAGUGCCAUGAUGAUGGGAGAUUCAUCCCCAAUUCGAUAUGAUCCCAGUUCUAGUCCUGGACGAUCAUUGCGAGCAAUUCAGUCAGAUCUUCGAAGUGAUCUACGAAGUGAAAGCAGUGGCCUCUUCUUGGGAUCCCAACGAAGCGCAAAUAAAUACAGCCGAGGUGAUAUCAACUCCGAGUUCGUCGGAACACCUCGCAUGCCCCCUCGCCGGCUUGUUCUCGCUGAAGACGGUCGUGUGGUCCAGGAGACGGGAGUCCCCGGCUCUGACGCUGCCUCCUUCGCAAAUCGGGACGUGACUACGUCUGAGGCUGAUCAUCUUGGUGGUUCUGACACAGCUCUCGUGUGGGGUACGACCAUCUCCCUGGCCGACGGUCUGCAGUCGUUCCGUGAUUUUCUGCGCAACUUCACCUUCAAGUAUCGCAUGUAUGGGGAUGGUUUCACUGAUGAGGAGGUUCGGGAAUCUCCAAUGGCUGAAACCAAGAUUCAUUGGGAGACCUUGGAGAACAUGCUUCUCCUGGGUGAAUCUCGCUUCUACCUCAACAUUAAGGACUUGAAUCUGUACCCUCCUACAAAGAAGAUGUGGCACCAGGUUCAAGCCUACCCCCAUGAGAUCAUUCCUAUCAUGGAUCAGGCACUGAAGGACUGCAUGAUGGAAGUCGCACAUUCUGAGGAUCAGAGGAACCGACCAUCACAGAGCAGCGCAGGACACACCGCGUCUCAACAGACCCGACAGAGCUCUGAGCCUGUAUUUCCCAGCUCAGACAGACCUGAUGAGCCUGUUACCCCCCGUCCUCAAGUGACGGAGUCUCUGGAGGACCAGGUCGCCUCAACUCUUUACUACGUUCGGCCAUACGGACUGGAUCAAUCGACUAACAUGCGAGAAUUAAAUCCAUCUGAUAUGGAUCGCUUGGUUUGUGUCAAGGGACUGGUUAUCCGUGCGACCCCAGUCAUUCCCGACAUGAAGGAGGCUUUCUUCCGUUGCAAUGUGUGCAACCACUCAAUCAACGUGUCGAUUGAGCGUGGCAAAAUUCGCGAACCGACUGAAUGCCCACGAGACCUUUGCAAGUCCAAGAACUCGAUGCAAAUCAUCCACAACAGAUGUCAUUUCGAGGACAAGCAAGUCAUCAAGCUUCAAGAGACCCCCGAUGCAGUCCCUGCAGGUCAGACACCUCAUUCCGUCUCUAUUGUCGCAUACAACGACCUGGUGGACUUCUGCAAGGCUGGUGACCGUAUUCAGGUGACUGGAAUUUUCCGAGUCAAUCCUGUGCGAGUUAACCCUCGCCAACGAGCACUGAAGAGUGUGCACAAGACCUUUGUCGACAUGGUCCAUGUUCAAAAGGUGGACGCCAGGCGUCUGGGCCAGGACCAGAGCACACUCAUGGUCGAUGGUCAGGAGGAGGAGAAGGGCGCCAACAAGCUCGAGGAGACUCGCGUCAUCACACCAGAGGAAGAGGAGAAGAUCCGAGAGACAGCUGCCCGUUCAGAUAUCUACGACCUCCUUUCCCGCUCCCUCGCUCCAUCAAUUUAUGAAAUGGACGAUGUCAAGAAGGGUAUCCUUCUGCAGCUCUUUGGUGGAGCAAACAAAACAUUCGAAAAGGGCGGAAGCCCCAAGUACAGAGGCGACAUCAACGUCCUUCUCUGUGGUGACCCAUCUACCUCGAAAUCCCAAAUGCUCUCCUACGUUCACAAGAUCGCACCUCGUGGUGUCUACACCAGCGGUAAGGGCUCCUCGGCUGUCGGUCUGACGGCAUAUGUCACUCGUGACCCUGAGACCCGCCAGCUCGUGUUGGAGUCUGGAGCUCUGGUAUUGUCUGACGGUGGUGUGUGCUGCAUUGAUGAGUUCGACAAGAUGUCUGACGCGACUCGCUCGGUUCUGCACGAAGUCAUGGAACAACAAACAGUCUCCGUGGCCAAGGCUGGUAUCAUCACCACCCUCAACGCUCGUACCAGCAUUCUGGCGUCUGCCAACCCUAUUGGCAGUCGCUACAACCCUGACCUUUCCGUCCCUCAGAACAUCGAUUUGCCACCAACUCUCCUCUCUCGUUUCGACCUGAUCUAUCUCAUUCUUGAUCGGGUUGAUGAGAAGACAGACAAGCGUCUGGCAAAGCAUCUCUUGUCUCUGUACCUAGAAGACAAGCCCGACUCAGCACCUUCCGAUUCUGACAUCUUAGAUAUAGAGUUCCUCACCCUCUAUAUCUCCUACGCGCGAUCCAACAUUCAGCCUGUCAUUUCUUCAGAAGCUGCACAGCAACUCGUCGAGAACUACGUUGCCAUGCGAGCACUGGGACAGGAUGUCCGUUCCUCGGAGACUCGUAUCACGGCCACUACCCGGCAGCUUGAAAGCAUGAUCCGUCUGUCUGAGGCCCACGCUAAGAUGCGCCUCUCAGAAACCGUCACCAUCGACGACGUCCAAGAGGCCUACCGUCUCAUCCAGAGCGCUCUCAAGACCGCAGCCACCGACUCUCAAGGCCGCAUCGACAUGAGUCUCCUGACAGAAGGAAUCAGCGCCGCAGACCGACAGCGACAGGCUGACAUCAAGGAGGCUCUCAUCAAGCUGCUGGAUGAGAUGACUGCCGGCGGCAACACGGUGCGAUGGAGUGAGGUUGGGAGGAGGCUCAGCGAGGGCUUCAACAUGCCCGUGGAGCAGGCCGACUUCAACGAGGCAAUGCGAGCUCUCGAGGCGGAGAAUGCCAUCAUGGUUUCCGGAGACGGGCCGAGAAGGAGCGUGAGACGGGUCACUGCUAUCGUAUGA